CUUCCUGAUCGAACCCCACUCCCGUCCGUUGUCGUUCGCUCACCGAAUUCGUCGCCUUUUAUUCAACCCGUUAUUAGGUACGCCCGACCCAGGUGCAGCUCGAGCCUACCGCCCAUCAGGACCAUCGGAUCCCCAUCAAACGGCUACCGUCAUAUUCCAAGUCAAUUCGCAGACUGGAAGCAUCCCAAGUGCGAUCCAACCACCCCGGAGCCCUCGAACCACUCCAACUCCAACCCUAAUCCUCACCCUAAUCCCCAGAUAAAUCGCACCCAAUCCCCACAAACCCUAACCCAAUUUGGUCUCCAGUACAUCCUCCCUCCUCUUCGGCAAGCCGAGACCACCACGACGACGAUGGCUUCCACCGCAGAAGACGACGAGCGGGGCGCCGCCUUGUAUGACGAGGAUGAGGACGACUCCGAUGACGGCGUCGACUCCGACGAGGAGUACGACGACGACGCCAUCACCGACGGCCAGGCGGCGACGCCGCCUCCCGCCGCGGCCUCGGCGGCCCAGAAACUACUCCACUCCUCGUCCUCUAUCUCCAAUCCUUCCGCCUCCGCUUCCAUCCCCCAGAACGGCGGUGGCGGGAGCAUCGUGGCCUACCCCGAUGGCAAGCGGCAGAGGAUCUUGCCGCCGGGGGAGGAGAGGAAGCGCCUGACGGUGGCGCACGACGAGUCUCGGCGUUUGUUCCAGAAGCUGUGGACGGACGCAGACGAGAUCGCGAUUCUGCAAGGGUUUCUGGAGUUCACGUCGCAGCGGGGGACGACGCACGCCAACUACCAGCACGACACAGGUCCCUUUUACGAUCAGAUCAAAAGCCGUCUGCAGGUGGAUUUCAACAAGAAUCAACUGGUCGAGAAACUCCGCCGCCUCAAGAAGAAGUACCGCAACAUGGUGAAUCGGAUGGCGUCCGGGAAGGAGUUUGUCUUCAAGAGCCCCCACGACAAGGCCACCUUCGAGAUCGCCCGCGAGAUUUGGAGCCCCAGCUUCAAGCGGACCCGCAACCGGGACCCCGGCAAUGCGCCCAACCCUCAGCUUCAGGAAAGCAGCAAUCUUGUCCCCGUCGAAGUCGCCGAGGACGUAUCGCUGAGCUCCGAUCAUAUGAUGUCGAGGCCCCGGAGGAGGCAGUUCGGAAGGAGAUCGGAGGGGGCGCCGGAGAUGGCUGUGCCCGUGCCCACUCCGGUGGUCUCCGUCCCCGUGCUCGAUCACGCACCCUGUUCAUCGGCUCCGAUCCCGAAUGCCAAUCUUAUCGAGCAGACGGUGAAGAGCUGCCUCUCGCCGUUGUUCAAGGAGCUGCUUCAGUAUGCGAUGGGAGGGCCGUGCGCGCCGGUAGGGGCUGGUGAUGCGGGAGCGCCGCUGAAUCCUCUUCUGCUGAACAUUGCCGGUGGCUCAGGUGCAUUGCAAGCGGACGAGAAGUGGAGAAAGCAGCAGAUUCUGGAGCUGGAGGUGUACUUGAAGCGGGUGGAGCUUGUUCGUGAGCAGAUAAAAUCGAAGCUUGAGGAGCUUAGGUCGAUGAGGAGCAGCUGAUCAGAGGUUUCCUUUGGAAAAAAACUUAAACUUGGUGUUCAGUCUGGGUUACUAUUAGUAAUUUAUGAUAGUAAGUUAGAUUUUUUGCUUUGUUGAAAGGUAUAGCCGUAUAGAGAACAUUUGAAACAAUGCUUUCUUCUUUUUCUUUUUUCUUUUUGUUUCUAAAAUCCUCUCCCUUCUUCGAGUUUUAAUUCAGUUCGGUUUCUUUAUUUACUGUGGUCUAAAACUUUCAUAAAGAAUGAACUGGAGGAAUCCUGGGAAGAGAAGGGGUGAGAACAGCUAUCAUUUGUAUAUAUAUUCAAUAGCAAUAUUUAUUUUACUUUUGGAAA
Elaeis guineensis (African oil palm) is the source of this 1856-nucleotide messenger RNA. Its product is annotated as probable transcription factor At3g04930. Gene Ontology annotation, biological process: regulation of DNA-templated transcription. NCBI's taxonomy places the organism in Eukaryota, Viridiplantae, Streptophyta, Magnoliopsida, Arecales, Arecaceae. Gene Ontology annotation, cellular component: nucleus. The record is from RefSeq and is a predicted model, not a curated record.